Hippocampus comes (tiger tail seahorse) is the source of this 2861-nucleotide messenger RNA. RefSeq names its product interleukin-17 receptor D. NCBI's taxonomy places the organism in Eukaryota, Metazoa, Chordata, Actinopteri, Syngnathiformes, Syngnathidae. The record is from RefSeq and is a predicted model, not a curated record. The coding region runs from base 119 to 1831 and encodes 570 amino acids. The transcript is spliced from 12 exons. Gene Ontology annotation, molecular function: interleukin-17 receptor activity; protein binding.
UGAAUCCCUUCUCACUCAAAACACUGAAAGAACACUUCGCUUCGCUCUCUCACCUCCUCUCAGUGCUUCAUUUCGGUCGUACGUGGCGUUAAAAAGUUUGUAUGGUGGUGACUUCAGAAUGUGGAGGGCAGUCCUGAUUUUAUGUCAACUUUUUGUAUCCGUUCGGCUUCUCCAGUUUCCCGUUAAUUCGACAGGGACCAUCAGACCUCAAGACUGCACCAUCGACUGUAUCCGUCAGGGGAGACCCGGGUGUGACUUUUGCAGAAUAACCAGUGAUGACAUCAAUCAAGUUCUUGGCUUGACCUCCAAAAAUGUGUUGGGAAAUUGCAUCCCCUGGCCGUGUCUUCAGCUAUUGGGUGACGAGGACCCCAGCAUCUGUCAGCACUAUGUUCAAGCGCCCACUGAUGUGCAAGUCGAGUUUGUACCCAAUCUGGAUCCUAAUUCCGACACCGUUGUUGUCUCCUGGAAGCCAAGCCAAUAUGGUAUUGCCUUCCUGCGAGGCUUUCAGGUGACAAUGCAGCCCUUGACAGGUUCCGCUGCUUCCUGUCAGCUUUUUCUUUUCCGGAGAAACCUCACGCUCUCAGCUUCUCACGCCGAAAAGGUCUACAAGUCAGACCCGUUUCCCGGCCUCCCCCUUGGGUCCCAUUAUGCCAUUACUGUUAUGGCUGUGCCGGUGCCUGAGAGGUGGGAGCGCUUCUAUCGGAGCAAGAUCUUCACCACACGCUCAUGUGAAGAGAAAAAUGGAUUUCAGAACUGCAAAGCAGACUGGUAUCCGAAGCAUGUUGAGGUUCAGCAAAGAGGAACUGUGAUCACCGUCACAUUCAACUUGGCGCCUCUUAGCUUGGGCAUCAAAACGUACUUCACUAUUUGUUCAGCAAACGGCAAGACCACGUACACAGAGAUUGCACCUAAUUAUUCCUUAAACCGAACCCACCACAGCUUCGAGCUCAGAGACCUCAUAGAAGGAAGCAAUUACACAUGCGAGAUUGCCGCAAACGAAAUUGAUGCCGUGAGGAAAUUGUUCAGAUUUCAGGUCAAGCACUCAGAAGUUGUCUUCGUAUCUCCGAGCUGGACUCUGCUGCUUCCCCUGUGCUGUGCUGCAGUGGCCAUUUUUGUUAUCCUGUGGGUCAUUAUCAGGCGGUGUCACUGUGCACGAAUGAACAAGUCGAACAUCAAAUCAGAGUCAAUAAGGCAGCUGGAAGAAGUGAAGGCCCAGGAGGAAGUGAUGAUACUGUCUGAGAAAUGCAAGAACCCUCCUCGUCUUUUGAUCUGCUACAGCAGUAAUGAUGGGCCCGCCCACGUCAAUGCGGUCAUGAAGCUCGGAGCCUUCAUGCAGCAACACAUGGCGACUCAGGUGUGUCUGGACCUUUGGGAUUCCCUGAGGAUGGCCGAGGAAGGAACCUUAGAGUGGUUCUGCCAUCGGAUGCAGGAAAGCGACUUUGUCUUGGUUAUUUGCUCCAAGGGUCUGUGUCGCAAAGGUGGGUCUUCAGAACAAGACCUCUUGGGUUCUGAGUUAAUGGUCAGCCUCAUCGGAGCGGAAGUGGGCCGAGCCAAAUCUGACGGCAGGGACCUCUCCAAGUACAUGGCAGCGAUAUUUAAUUACUCAGAGGAGGCAGAUAUCCCCACCGAACUGGGUCUGGUCUUCCGCUACAGGCUGACCGCUGACUUGCUGCUGCUUUUCUCACAACUGCACCAAGUGCGCCUUCACACGCCAGGCCGCUAUGUCAAGAUAAACAAUAUCUCAGAGCAAGAUUUUGCCAUGUCACCUUCUGGACGGGCUUUGCAGCAGGCGAUCAGUGACUCGGAGAAGGCGAUGAAGGAAAGCAGUUAGCAGGAAGGCAGAGAAGGAAAUGCAAAGGAGAAAUAAAUGAGAAUACUUUUUUAUAUUCUUGCUGAUAUUUUACAGGCUACCCUAUAUUUUCUUAACUGAUAACCUAUUUAAAAAAAACCAAACAGAACCCCCCCCCCCCCCCCAAAAAAAAACACCAUUCCAUACCAGCCAAAGUUAAUAACCUGUAGUGGACCAUCUGAAGUUAAUGACAGCCGCUAACCUCUCCUAAGUGGCCUGAAAUGAAGAUGUAGGAAGCUAAACUGUUACCGCUGAUGUGCCCCAUGAACAUUAUACUUCUACCUCAGCAAUGCACUUUGACCUAAGAAAUGUGUCGAUAUUGUAUUAAUUGUAGUUAUUUGCACCACAGGAUGUAUGACAGCUUGAAAUGAACGUACUCCGAAACAAGUGUUCUCAUAAAGUUUCCUGUUCUAUGUAAAGAAAUAUUGUGAAGCAAAUGUCACAAUGCUGUGAUUGCUGAUUUUUAUGAAUAAGCUAUUUGUGGUGUAGUUGGAUGGAUAUUUAUUACAUCAGUGUAUGUGUAUUACACUAAAUCAUAUAUACUGUGCCAGAACAAUAUUCAAAUGAGUAUGAAUGUGUGAAUUGUGGUUUUCUAAGUUGUGAGUAGGAGUCAAGUUUGUGUACGAUGGACAAUGAGUACUCACAUUGACUUUGACUUGUUGGAUUGUAAUGUGUGUAUUUCAACGAACAAUUCAAGUAGUAGUCAGCUUUUAUAAACACAAUUUACACAGAUUCAUUUUUCCAAUGUCUGGCAGUCCUUGUGUCGAACCUCAUCCCACUAAAAUGGGUUCUCCUUCUCUUUGCACUGGUUGUGAACUAUGCAUUUUGUGAUAUUUAUGAUAUGAUGUACAGUUAAUGAUGUAACUUUUUAUACAAGCUCUUCUGUGAAACAUAUGUACAAGACAUCAGAGUAGAGGAGACAAUCUUUGUAAUGUAUAAACGACUUAUUUUGUAUAGUAUGUUAUCUAUUGCUUUUCUAUACCCAAAAUCUAAUAAAGUACCCUCGGGUGUA